CUGUCAUUCACUGUGUUACAGGGUGGAAUCACAGACAAUCAAGAGACGACCUCAGUAUCAUAAUGAGCACUGAGGAUGAAGUUACCGCUCCUCACACUAUUCUGAAUGGACUCGUGUCCAGGAGCCGGAUACCAGCCUCGGACAGUGACGUCAAGAUGCGAGCAGGGAAGGGCUCCGUCACCAUGAGGAUAUCAUCAGGUUACGACGGCUGGAGACCACUUUCUGGCCUCGAUGUGAAUGGAGAGCUCACAUCGUCCUCGCUCACAGCCAAAGGAUACCGGAGUGUGCGGCCAAACCUGCCCACAGACAGUAAGACAUCGCAGGACCCAGCAGAGUGUGAGCACACGCCCUGGCUCACGGCCUCUGAAGCAGAGGCGCUCCCGAGCUCGCCCCCGAGCUCGCCGCCACCGCCCCUGGUACCAGCCACGCCAGCAGCCUUGCCCUGCAGCACCGCCCUAACACUGCCCACUCUGGAUGACUUCAUCCCCCUGCGGCUGCAGAAGGGAGGAGGCUGUACCCCCCACUCCCCCAGCAGCCACACACCCACCGCACUUGCACUCGCUCAGGAACAGCUCCCAGCAGCCAUAGACACCCCACCCCGCGGAUCAGCAACCCCCACAGGCAGAGAAGAGACGAAGCCUCCUCCAGUCUCGGUGCCUGAGGUGUUCAGUGUCGGAGCUGUGAGCAGUGACAGGCCUGACGUUCUGCCCUCGCUGGGCUCCUCCAGGCCCUCGGUCUAUCCCUCCACCACCUCCGUCAACCCCACCAUCGUCUUACUCCAGCACAACAGAGAGCAACAGAAGAAAAUCAACAGUGGUACAGACGCUCACAUCCUGACCCCCAGCCACCAUUCUGCCCCGGAUCGAUCGACCAGUCACCGAGUGCAGAGUGACGUUCCCCAGGGUAGGGGUUACAUUGGGGACAGUGCGGGAGGGAUGGAGGCCUGGAGUGUGGACCCCUGCCCCAGCAUCCCCCCCCACAGUGUGGGCAGUGCAGUGCGGGGCACCGAGAGGCCGAGAGACUGGUACAGGAACGUCUUCAACCAGAUCCACAAAGUCAGCAAAGAGUUACCCGAGGAUAAUCCCUACCAUCCCACCUACAGUUUCCCUGAGGUGUCUGAUCAGCCACACAUCUCCCCAGAGAACCCUUACACACCCACCUACUGCUUCCCUGAGUCAGCACCGAGCCCACACGCUGAAGAGCAGGACACUUAUACUCCAACUUACAUCUUCUCUCAUAUCGCUGAGCGGCAGCGAGCAGAAGAUGAUGAUUCUGAUUCUGGCUUUCCACGGUACUCUCACUCUGACACCGGGAGAAGCCAGACCUACCUGCCUCGGUCACAGAGUGCAAAGGACGCUGCUGAGAAUGAGGUGAUGGCGAGACGCUCAGCCACGCUGCCUCUGCCUCCUCGCUCAUCCUCGCUGAAGCCUGCGCGCAACAGGAGUGAGUGGGACGCUCCGGACAGGAAGGUGGACACACGGCAGUACCGAGCAGAGCCCAGGAGUAUCUUUGAUUACGAGCCGGGAAACUCGUCCGUCCUGGUCCAUGAGAAACUGAAGACAUCUGAGAAUGGAGAGCGGAAGCCAGUGGUGCUCACAGAGAGCGCUCGCACACACAGGACUCGGGACGUGAGCCCAGAAGAAAUAGAUUUAAAGAGUGAAGCUUGGUAUAAGUUCUUUACCGAGUUGGAGUUUGGGAAGCCGCCUCCAAAAAAGAUCUGGGAUUAUACGCCUGGAGAAUGUUCUAUCCUCUCUCUAGAGGACAGGAAGGACCAGCUCGACAACGACCUGUCCCACUACCAGGCUGAGUUAGACACAGACUUAGAAAACCUGGAGUUGCUUUUUAAAGCUAGGAGUCUCGGCAAGAGUGGAGCAUCAAAUUCUCACUUGGAAAUUUCUCCUGAGCAUCCGACACACUCGGGGUUCCCAGCCUCCCAGUUUGCCGAACGUCCACAGUCUGAGCCCGACAGCCUGGACAGUGACAGACGCAUCUACAAAACUGUCCUUGAGGGAGGAGACAUUCCCUUCCAGGGCCUGAGGGGGCUCAUCAAGAGGAACUCCAGCUCCUCCUCAACUAAAGAUCCGGAGUCUCCACGCUUCACGACGCCAACGGAUCACAUGGAGAUGCCAAUGGAGAUCUCCCGCCACCGUCACCAGGACAAAGAGCGAUUGCUGGAGGAGCAGAGGCGGGUGAGGCGGGAGCAGGAGGAGGCUGACAUUGUGUCAAGGCGGCACACGGGCACCGUGCCCACACAUCACCAGUUCAUCACCAACGCACGCUUCGGAGACCUGCUGAACGUGGAGGAGCCGGGACGCAGGAGCUCGGGCGCUGAGAUGAUUGUAUCCAGAGCCAAAUUUGAUUUCAAGCCGCAGUCACUGAAGGAGCUGCCUUUCCUGAAGGGCGACGUGGUUUACAUCUCACGGCAGAUCGACCAGAACUGGUACGAGGGCGAGCACCAUGGCCGUGUGGGCAUCUUCCCCAGGGCUUACGUAGAGCUCCUUCCUCCAACUGAGAAGCCACAGCCCCUGCAGUCAGCACCCCUCCAGCUGUUGGAGUAUGGAGAGGCCAUCGCUCGCUUCACUUUCACUGGAGACACACCCGUGGAAAUGUCCUUCAGGAAGGGGGAGCGUAUCAGCCUGAUCAGGAGAGUGGAUGAAAACUGGUUUGAGGGAAAAGUCUCGGGCACCACUCGCCAGGGAAUCUUCCCCGUCACCUACGUGGAGAUCAUCCGCAGACCCCGGGUCAAACACGCGGAGGAAUAUCUCGAGAGUCCCAGACUGCCCACUUCAAACCGCAGCUCCACUGGCUCCCCUCAGAUGUGCGACCCCGGCCCUCCUCCUUCCCCCCGUCCUCCUUCUUCCUGCCGCCGCGGCAUCUCUCCACAACUGCAGACAGUCACCUCGGAGUGGAUCUCGCUGACCAUGGGACUGCCCCCCCCUUCCCUCCCCCCGCUCCCGCACACGCUGGGCAGCCCCUCACCCUCUCUCAGCCUGUCUCUGUCUCUGUCCUCCUCCGGCUGCUCUACUCCCUGCUCCAGUGCCAGCCCUUUGCCCCCUGUCCGAUCGCAGACAUCAGGGUGCUGCACCCCACUCAGCGAGCACGGUAUCGCCCCCUCCCGCGUCUCACUGCCCAUUCCCCCCCGGGCAAGCCCACAGCCCUCCCACCUCGACGCACAGCCAGAUCCCCCCACCAGUGUUGAGCAGCAGCCCCAGGGAGCAGACUCACAAGGCAGCAGUGGAGAAUUGGCAAAGCCACCCAUGCACACCAGCGCAGGAGAGACAGUGAGGAGCGAGGGCUCUGUCUGCAGACAGUUGAGGAGCCCGGGGCCGGGGUGUGAUCCUGCCCUCACCGCCCUGAGCCCCCUCCCCUUCACGACGUCCCAUCAGCGGCUGCGAGGACCGGAUCUCACGCAGUCUGAGCGCAGCUACGUGGAAGCGGUCUGCAAUGAGAUCAUGAACAUUGCGGAGAGCUCAGUGCAGUACUGUGGCACGCUCUCUUACCCCCUGCGCCCGCAGCACAGGUUUUGUCACAGUAAACAAUCUUUCAUCAUUUCCCAGCAACCGCAGGCCCUGCAGCACAGAGACAGCGGUAACCGAACACAGCCACACAGCAGCCUGUUCCAGGCUGUGUACAGUUACGGGCCUCAGAAUGGGGACGAGCUGGAGCUGAGAGAGGGCGACGUGGUGGACGUGUUGGAGAUGUGUGACGAUGGCUGGUUUGUGGGAACAUCCAGGAGAACGAAGCAGUUUGGAACGUUUCCAGGCAACUAUGUGAAGCCUCUUAACUUGUGAGGAAUGAGCGUGUGACUGAGCUUGCAAUCUGCUGGCACAGCGUGGAGCUGUUGAGUUCACAGAACACAGUAUAUUGGUUACUCUAACUUGGCAUCACUAUCGUGUUUAAACUACAAAGCCUCUACUUUUGUACCGGACAAAAAUGAAGUUCACUGAGUGAGAGAUAAGAGAGGAGGGGGAUGUGUGAGGGUGUGUGAGGGUCAGGGAGCAGAGCUGUCUCCAGUACGGGGGCUUGAGUUGAUGAUUGAGAGAUUGAACCUCAAAUCAGCUGAACAACAGAGCGGGGGGCGGGGAGGAGGGAUGAGGGGAUGAGCAGGGAUCUGAGAUUCGAGUGAGCGAGAACGGGGGAGUGGCUGAAUGGCCUUCUCUCCAUGCCUCGAUUCUAUCUGUCUCUCCUCUGCUUUUUCCCCUCAGUCUAAGCCCCAGUCCCCCCACACCGUGCCUGAGACAGAAGGAGGACAAGCGCUUAAUUUCUUUCGGAGACGAGACAUUGGGAGUCUGGUGAAUCUGUUGAUGGAAACCAAGGGAUGGAACCUAACACAAGAGGGAUGCAGUGGCACUGACUGCCGAAUGUGUAUAAUCUCACUGCCUGACACAACCCAUAACCCAAUCCAUGCCUUUUUAAAUUUACAUUGUAUUCAUAACUGUAUUAGCUUCUUAAACAAACACACACUGGGUGCGAGGGUCAGGAACCUGGUGGCAGGCCUGACUUACUGGCUGUCUGGCUGCUUUGUGCUGGCACCUUUUCCACACUGGAGAGCACAAUAAUGCACCAUGUGCUGCUGUGGCGUCUAAUCACCCACCAAACACCCCUCCAUUACCCCCCCCCCCCCCCCCCCGGGGGUCAGGAGAGGGCUUGUGUACGUUAUCCUUGCAUGUACAUAUGUAUAUUAGACUGUUGUACAGAAUAUCUAGCUUAUCCUGUACAGAAAGAAAGAGCGAAGAGAGAGAGCGACGGAGAGAGAGGCAGAACCAAUGAUGUUGGUGAUGCAUUUAGGAGAGAUGGGAUCAAAGUGCAAUGGAGACAAACUUCACCUGAAGGAGAAAAAAAAAGAGCUCAAAAUGAACACAGAAAAAAUUGUAUUUUUGCAGAAAAAUCAGUUACCAGCGGCUUGGGAUGUUUGUCUGUCUGUCCUCCCCUCCCUAACUGUACGGUUUAUUAAAUUCAACAGCACAAUGCUUCCCUUUAUCUAAUGCUCUUAAAUUCUUAAAUUGUAGCAGCACUAUAUGUAUCUGACAAUUGCAGUGUUUGAUGGCAUCCAGCCACCCCUGGGAGCGUUGGGCAGCCCUACUGUGGGACCUGUAGGUGGAAACGCUCCCUUUAGAGCAGUGCUUCUGGGUUUGAUAUUUGACACUGCCCACUCACUGCUGUGGCUGCAGGACGCACUAUUUAAUAAACAUUAAAGCCACCGUGA
Messenger RNA from Callorhinchus milii (elephant shark), 5206 nucleotides. Its product is annotated as sorbin and SH3 domain-containing protein 1. Gene Ontology annotation, biological process: cell-substrate adhesion. Bases 63 to 3791 code for a protein of 1242 amino acids. The record is from RefSeq and is a predicted model, not a curated record. The transcript is spliced from 33 exons. Gene Ontology annotation, molecular function: protein binding. Gene Ontology annotation, cellular component: cell-substrate junction; cytoplasm; nucleus. Lineage: Eukaryota; Metazoa; Chordata; Chondrichthyes; Chimaeriformes; Callorhinchidae.